Messenger RNA from Fonsecaea nubica, 2457 nucleotides. RefSeq names its product vacuolar protein sorting-associated protein 1. Gene Ontology annotation, molecular function: GTPase activity; microtubule binding; GTP binding. Bases 1 to 2457 code for a protein of 818 amino acids. Gene Ontology annotation, cellular component: cytoplasm; peroxisome; microtubule. Gene Ontology annotation, biological process: peroxisome organization. The record is from RefSeq and is a predicted model, not a curated record. Lineage: Eukaryota; Fungi; Ascomycota; Eurotiomycetes; Chaetothyriales; Herpotrichiellaceae. The transcript is spliced from 5 exons.
AUGUCGCCUGCGACGCGCAACCUUCCGUUUCUAUUUGGCCGCCAAGAACAACCGAGUCGUCGGGCAGCUGCGAGCCCAGCAGGAGUUGCACCCACCGUGACUGCAGCCCCCAAAGACACAGACGCAGACGCAGGCGCAGGCGCAGGUGCAUCACCACUGACGCUUUCGUCCCAAGAUUUGGCCAACAUCCACAACAUCGAUAUCACUCCCCAUCAUACUCACUCUCGCCCUGCGCGCAGAUCUCUCGACCUCGCUCUUCAAACUUCUGCCAGAACCAGCAUCGAAUCCACCCGCUCCGAUUUACUUCAAGAUCCUCUUCCGCUGACCUUUGGCCCAACCAUGGCGGCAGCACCGGGGGGCUAUUCGAUUAACGUGAACGACCCAACCCUCAUUUCUCUGGUCAACAAACUACAAGAUGUCUUCACAACUGUUGGGGUCCAAAAUCCCAUUGAUCUACCUCAGAUUGUCGUUGUGGGUUCGCAAUCCAGCGGCAAAAGCUCAGUACUCGAGAACAUAGUGGGAAGAGACUUUCUUCCUCGAGGUUCCGGAAUCGUGACUCGUCGACCUCUCGUCCUACAAUUGAUCAACAGACCAGCCCCGGCCAAACUUCAGACCAAUGGCGUCACCGAGGAGGACAUGAAGAAGACUACCGACAGUCAAGCCAACGUGGACGAGUGGGGAGAGUUUCUCCAUCUACCCGGUCAGAAGUUUCAUGAUUUUAACAAGAUCCGGGAUGAGAUUGUCAAGGAGACAGAGGCAAAGGCAGGCCGAAAUGUUGGCAUUUCACCACAGCCCAUCAACUUGCGGAUAUACUCGCCUAACGUACUCACUCUCACAUUGGUCGACUUGCCUGGCCUGACAAAGGUGCCCGUAGGGGAUCAACCAAGAGAUAUCGAGAAGCAGAUCAAGGAGAUGGUGCUCAAGCAAAUACAAAAGCCCAACGCCAUCAUUUUAGCAGUUACGGCAGCAAACGUUGAUUUGGCAAAUUCGGACGGUCUUAAACUUGCUCGAGAAGUCGACCCUGAAGGUCAGAGAACGAUCGGUGUUCUAACCAAGAUUGAUCUCAUGGACUCUGGUACCGACGUGGUCGAUAUUCUUGCUGGUCGAAUCAUUCCACUGAGGCUGGGCUAUGUCCCUGUCGUCAACCGCGGCCAACGCGACAUUGAGAACAAGAAGCGGAUAGAUUUGGCCUUGAAAGCGGAAAAGGAGUUUUUUGAGAACCAUCCAUCUUACCGGAACAAGGCUUCAUACUGUGGCACUCCGUAUCUGGCCAGAAAGCUGAACCUCAUCCUCAUGAUGCAUAUCAAGCAGACACUACCGGACAUCAAGACCCGCAUCGCGACCUCGCUGCAGAAAUACAGCCAGGAAUUGGAGCAACUGGGUGCUGGCGACUUGCUUGGGAACAACAGCUCAAACAUCAUUCUCAACAUCAUUACCGAAUUUGCCAACGAAUACCGAACAGUUCUAGACGGAAACAGUGCCGAACUGUCAAGCAACGAACUUUCAGGAGGUGCGAGAAUAUCGUUUGUUUAUCACGAGCUGUACUCGAAUGGGAUAAAGGCCAUCGAUCCGUUCGACCAGGUCAAGGAUAUUGAUAUUCGAACUAUUCUUUACAAUUCGUCUGGAUCAUCCCCGGCUCUGUUCGUUGGCACCACUGCUUUUGAGCUCAUUGUGAAGCAACAAAUUCGACGGCUUGAGGAACCGUCUCUGAAAUGUGUCUCCUUGGUGUAUGACGAGCUGGUCCGUAUCCUCAGUCAACUACUGCAGAAGCAAUUAUUCCGAAGAUAUCCUCAACUCAAAGAGAAAUUCCACGGCGUCGUCAUCUCCUUUUUCCGGAAAUCCAUGGAGCCAACAAACAAGUUGGUGAGAGACUUGGUUGCAAUGGAAGCUUGCUACAUCAACACCGGCCAUCCCGACUUUCUCAACGGCCAUCGUGCGAUGGCCAUCGUGAAUGACAGACACAAUGCCAACAAGCCGACACAAGUCGACCCCAAAACAGGCAAACCCCUGCCGCCACAGGUGCCACCUCGGGCAGCGUCACCCAGCUUGCCUACUGAUGGCUCGGAUCAAAACUCAGGUUUCUUUGGGUCAUUCUUCGCCAGUAAGAAUAAGAAGAAGAUGGCAGCCAUGGAACCACCUCCGGCCACGCUCAAAGCCAGUGGAACAUUAUCCGAGCGGGAGAAUCAAGAAGUGGAGGUCAUCAAGUUGUUGAUCAACAGUUAUUUUAAUAUCGUUCGAAGGACGAUGAUCGACAUGGUGCCGAAAGCAAUCAUGCUUACACUCGUCCAGUUCACCAAAGACGAAAUGCAACGUGAAUUGCUUGAGCAACUCUACAGAGCGCAGGAACUCGACGACCUCCUCAAGGAGAGCGAUUACACCAUCAGACGACGCAAGGAGUGUCUACAAAUGGUGGAAAGUCUGAGCAAAGCCAGCGAAAUUGUCAGCCAAGUGCAGUAG